Messenger RNA from Homalodisca vitripennis (glassy-winged sharpshooter), 4511 nucleotides. RefSeq lists its product as uncharacterized. NCBI's taxonomy places the organism in Eukaryota, Metazoa, Arthropoda, Insecta, Hemiptera, Cicadellidae. The record is from RefSeq and is a predicted model, not a curated record. The transcript has 2 exons. Gene Ontology annotation, molecular function: protein binding. Bases 377 to 1858 code for a protein of 493 amino acids.
GGUUGGCAUAACCGUAGCGUCACAGGCGUUGCUGGUGUCGGCCGAGGAAGUGAAAUGGUAGAAAUUAUAAUGGAGUCGUGUGAGUCGUCAUUCUUCAUGAAGGAAAGCGUUCAGAUAAUUACACUGAACUUAAAGAAUAUAAUACACACGAUCGAUUCUGAUAACGUGAUGUUACGUUAUUUUUCUAGGUGAAGUGAAUAAGUAAUAAUUGAAUAUGCUGGCGCACUGGAUUUAAGUUGGGAUGAUCAAACUGUGACCACAUUACAUCUUCAGUUGUGGACUAUUACUUCUUCAGGGCACUGAUUGUCAUCUGUAAACAACAAAAUCCUGGACAUCAUUUUGUGAUCAUUCCAAGAACACAUUUAUGCCCUUAUAAAUGGAGUCUACAGUUGCUGUGUCCAUACAAGAUCUACCUCCAGAAAUAAUUGAAACCAUUGCAACUUAUCUGGGAGGUGACGAUCUCCAUAGUUGUUUCAGUGUCUGUAGAGAUUGGGCGAAGAUUUUAAACUCAAACAAAAUUUGGAGAAAAUACUGUGUUUAUCCUGAAAAGUAUUUUAAAACCUCAGGAUGUACUUCAGGAUCUAGUGGUAACAAAGACUUUGAAGAUGUAUGUUUUUGGAAGAAAAGUUAUGAUCGGCAAAAGUUGCUGUGGGAAAACUGGAGUAAGGGACGAUUUACAAAGAAAAAGACUGAUGUGUGUCCAUCAAAGUUGAGUAAUUUAGUUUACUUUGUUGAUAAUUUUUUCAAUUAUUGGUUAGUACAUUCACAUCAUAGUACAGGUAUAUCAGUUUGGAAAGUAGAUGAAAUUCCAAGCUUUCAUUCUAAACUUGAAAAGAUAGAUCAGUUUCGUACACUCCCUAUUAAGAACAAGCUUAUAGCACUCUAUUCAGAUUACAUACGAAUUUUUGAGUUUAAACCUCCAGAAAAUGAGCUUCUGCUUCAGUAUAGGUUUAAAUUCAGUGAAGAUACUAUCAUUCCUGAAGAUAGUGAGUUCAUAAAUGAAUAUGUUUGCCGUCAGCGCUUCAUAAUUGUUGAUAAUUUCUUUAUCGGGUAUUGUGCCAAUAUCACUGAUCUCCGUCACACUUAUCUUCACAUUUGGGACUGUGAUUUAGGUAAAAAAGUAGCAAAACAAAGUAUUUUUCAACAGUCAUUUGUUGAUUACAUGUUAUCAUCAACUGGUAUUGACAUCACUAAAGAUUUUGAGGAUGGAAAUUUGAUGCUUUAUGACAGUGAUUCUAGACGGUUUCUUGUCAAUACGAUGGCCUGUGUAUAUAAUCAGUGUGAAAUAAGUUUAUAUAGUUUGGAUGAGAUGAAGUUUGUCAAUGUGGUGGCUCGCAUAGAGAGUGUAAGUGCUUGGUGUAUCAUGAAGGGAGAUACGAUCUGUAUCUUAUAUUUAAGCAAUUGCUACCAAGUGUGUGUGUACAAUACCAGAGGCACAUUCUUGGCUCAAAUGGAUUUUCCUGGUUUCUAUCAUCCCUAUGAAUAUCAUUGGUUUUGGAUGACAAGCACGAAAGUUAUUCUCAGUUUCGGGGAUACGAUUCGUGUACUGGAUAUUAUUGAUUCCGAGAAUGUGUGUGGAAGAAGUUUCACUACCAACACAAAUAAGUUUAUACUUGGGUAUGUUGAACCAAGAUUUUUAUUGUUGUAUGACAGAAUUACCAUUAAUACAUUUCAGUUGAUCAGUUUUUAUGUAAGUAUCUGGGACGUUGAGUCUGGCUUGAGACUGUGGGACUUGGGACACUUAAAAAGUGUUGAUUCAUGUCGUUUUCUAUUUACCGCAUCAAUCUAUCCAAGUAAAGUAAUUGUACAUUUUGCAGGUGAGGAAGAAGUGAGCAUGUUGGAUUUUGAAGGUGCAUGAUAUUUGACAAGUCCCUUUGAGUGAAGUUACUAAAUUACAUUAUAUAUUUAAAUUAAUGAUUUUAUUAGAAAAAAGCCUAGAAGUAUUUUAUAAAACUUUGACUUAAAUCGAUUAAUAAUAAAAAUCAUAUUAGUAAUAAUCUCAGAAGUGCCAAAUUGUAAGUAAAAAUGUACAAAUUAUUUCAUGUGUACUAACUUCACAUUAUUCACAAUAAUAGGUAAUAAUAAAUUUAAUAAAAAGAACUGAUAAUUUGAAGCACAAACUUGUACUUUAUAUGUUGAUCUCUCUCAGACAUAGAUUUAAAUUGAGAAUAAACAAUUUCUAUCAAUGGAAUCUAUACAGUUCACUAUUUCCGUUGCUGCAUAGUUUGGCCUGUUUUCAAAGCCCUGUAUUGUUGGGAAUGGGUUUGUGUCCAUAGGUGAACUUGCACAUUCAUGUCCAGACCUCCUGUAUUUCAAUAUCGUCUCAUAUCUGUUCUUAAAACAGUACAUCUUUAGUAUCCUAAAUCCUUAAUAGACAUAGAUUGUCAGACCUACUUCCCCAUUCCCCUUUACACUUCUGCUGGCUGUAGACUUGUUCACUACUAUUUCUGGGGUUCAAAUAUUUGUUCCUCAAGGGACAACUUGAUUGUCAGAGCAUAUAAUGGUUCCCCCUAUGUAUGUCUUCAAACCUAGAUCUUUUUCGUGCUUGCUAUUGAUCAAUCAGUGUUCAGGCCCGGAUCUUGGUUAUCAAGUAUACUGACAUCUGAUUAUACACACAUGUAACACAUCACACAUUGAUGUCAUGGAGAAUCAGCGGAAGUUGUCAUCUUUUAUAAAUAACUGUAUGAAUGUCAGAACCUUCCAGGUAAGAUUAGGAAUAAUCAAUUCUAGUUAGUAAUUUUGUAAAAUGGAGUACCCCAAGAGAGGAUAUAAUAUAUGCUGCAGCAGAAGAAUCCUGCUUAUAUUAUGCACUACAGAAGUUAUAGUGCAUUUUGAUUUCCAGACUAAGGAAUACAUCGGAACCUUCUCUUACACUGAAUUAUGCUUGUGUAUCAAUAACUCACACCUUAAAGUUCUUAAUUACUCUGUACAAUAAAUUUACCUGGUGUUACUCCGGUUCCUUCGCAAAUUUACCUACAUACCAUACUUGAAAAAUCUAAAAUUAAAAUGUUAAUGCCACUUUCACUUGCUAAAGGUGAUGUCCUGUCGGCAAGUAGGCUGCAGCCAGGACUCAAAUCCUCGACUUUCUCAAAGCAUUUGUUGCUUAUGGGCAUCCGGUCUACUCUUCUGUUCAUUCUAACUUCAUCAAAAUGUUUGACACCAUACGUCACGAUUCUAUCAGAUUGGCAUUUGACUGCAAGCUGUGUGGUUAGUCUGUUGACUGAGUGUGGAGAUUCACCGUUGUUGCAAAGGCUUUGUUUACUCUACAAACUUUAAGUUAAAAGAAAAUUUUACUGAAAAGAACAAAUUGUCCCACACAUUUUUAAUAGAGCACAGGUAUGCUGACUAAACUUGUAAUAAAUAUCUCAAAUGUAGACAUUUAUGUAGUUCCAUGGUCUGUUUGAAGUCUGACUAUCGUAACUUAUCUGGCAAGCCAUUUGAAAUAAAUUAUGCCUUGAAGCAUUAUAAAUAGUAUUUCCUUUCCAGUCAAUUCAUGAAUACUAGAAUUACUAAGUUUUUAAUUAAUUUUAGUCUAAACUGGAUAGGCUACAUGCACUCAUUUACAAUACACUCAGUGAUGUAUUAAACUAGUUUUAAGUAUUUUUAAUUGUAAUGAAUGAUGCAUUGUUUAUUGACUAUCAUCUAAGUUUUGUGGUUCACAACGCGUAAAAACAUCUGUUACAAAAAUGUCAAACUCAGGUGAGAUUAAAAGAUAGCUCUCCACAGAGUGGCAAUAUAUUACAAGAAUUUUAUUAUAUUAAAAAUGUUUUGAUGCGGUAUGAAUAAAAACACUUGGAUAAUAGUCAUAACACCAACCAUAUAAGCACAAGAUUCUAGAGAACAAUAUGUAUUAUACUGAUUUUUAAUUUCAUAUGAGUAAACUGUUAGGUUUUAAUUGAACAUAUAUCUAAGAUAACUAGUAAGUCAUGUUAGUUGAUAGAAUAGAGUUUUAAAUUAUUUAUUAAAUGAAUAUUUAAACAUAUCUCCCGAUUUAUUUGUGAAGUGACUCAUGUUAAUUUACAAUGCUAUUACUUUUAUUAAUAGUAAUGUUUGUGUAAACAUGUAAAAAUUGAGUAUGACUUGUACACAUGACCGAUUAUUAACUGAUAAUGUAAUAAACAUGUAACAAAUCUAGUAUUUAAUAUUUCUUGUAAUAAAAUUAUAAUUAUUAUUGUAAAAGGUUCUAAUUAUAUGAAGCAAUGAAAGGAAAAGUGGUGUAAGUCAUCUGAGGAUCAUUUUGAGAUAAACAAGAUUUUACUAGAAACAUUGUAAUAAGAUAUUUGUAACAUUUAUAAACACGAUUGUAGUAUAAUUUUGUUUACUAAGAACAUGUGUAACUCUACCAAAAGUUUUGUACUACCGUAAGGGAUGCAAUGAUGAUGUUUUCUUUGCAAUGACUUUCUCUACUUCUGUUAAGAUAAUCUAAAGAAAACAAAACAUGUUUAUUGUUUGUAAAUUAAAAAAAAAACAAGCUUUAAUGUGAUUUUUCUCAAAUAAAAAGGUAAAACUGA